Messenger RNA from Chrysoperla carnea, 3262 nucleotides. RefSeq names its product leukocyte receptor cluster member 8 homolog. The coding region runs from base 199 to 2619 and encodes 806 amino acids. The record is from RefSeq and is a predicted model, not a curated record. Gene Ontology annotation, cellular component: nucleus. The transcript has 6 exons. Lineage: Eukaryota; Metazoa; Arthropoda; Insecta; Neuroptera; Chrysopidae.
CUGACCUAUUGUCGUAACCAUUAUGAUGUUAUGGUAAUGUCUGCCAUAUUUAGUGACAAAUUAAAGUGAAUAUUUAUUGUUAAUAAAGUUCGUGAUUUUACUUUUUUAGUUGCAUGAAAGAAAAUAGUUAAAAUUGUGAUAACAAAUAUAUUUAUUAAUUAUUAGGUUCAUCAAACUUGUGUUUGAUUCACCAAAAAAAUGACGGAGAAAGGUGAAAAUACUGUGCAACAGCAAGCUGGUUCCCAUCCACAGGGUACACAUAAUGCAUGGAUGUAUCCUAAUCCCUAUGGAGUGUACAAUCCGUAUCAGGUAGCUGCAUAUGGAUCUCAACAAGCUGCAUAUGCUCAGUAUUAUCAACAGUACUAUAGUCAGAUGGGUUUUAAUACUCAAAAUUUGUCAAACACCACCUCGACUAAUGUGUCAUCGAAUAAUGCACCGCCAGGAUUUAGCAAUGCUACCAUUGCAAAAGAUAAUUCAGAUAAUAAAAAUAAGUUAAAUAAUGAAUUACCUCCACUUCCCCCAGGGCCUCCUCCUCCCACAUCAUUAAAUCAAGGUUCAAAACAGGCACCUAGUAAUUUUGGUCCAAUUAAAUUUAAUAUAAAUAAUAAGCGUACAGGUUUAGGGUUUCCCCAAAAUAAUCAACAACAACAACAACAAAAUCAACAGACGCCAAACGGUAAAAAUGGUGCUGCUAAAAAAAAGCGUAAACGUAAUAAAAUGAAUCAACAAAAUGCAUUUUAUAAUCAACAAAACGGUUUCAUGGGAAUGCCACCUUUACCACCUCCACAAGCAGAAUUACCAAAACCUGCACCUCCACCAGAAAUGCCUCCUUUACCUCCAAAUCCUCCACCACCUCAAGAUACACCUCCAAUUCCUAAUGAACAAAAUAAAAAUAUACCAAAUAAGUCGCCAUUAGUUCCAAAAUCUAAUAUUAACACCCCAAAUCGUAAAUUGAAUGCCUUAAUUUUUAAUCCAACUGGUGAUUGGCCUCAAGAAUUAAAAGAUUACGUAAAUCGUUGCUAUGCUAAGUGUAAAACAGAUCUUGAUAAAGACCAAGUGGAAAUUGUAUUAACGGGUAAAAUAACAGCUGCAACAGCAUCUGGAGAAUUGUAUAUUAAAGAUUGGAGCAAGGAACCUUUGCCUAGUAUUCAUAGUGAACGUAUGAAUCUAGUUGUGAAGACAGUUCCUGGACAAUUAGCCAUGUUUCAAAACAAUACUCCAAAUAAUAAACAAGAAAUGGGUGUAGGUAGGGGUAAAAAGACAGGUUUGUCAGCAGCCAUGGGGGCGCGACUUGGUGCUCGAGCAUCAACAUUACGAGGCAGGUCUCGUAGUCGUUCACGUUCUGAGUCUAGGUCCCCUCCACGGAGCUACAGAAGACUGUCUAGAUCAUCAUCACGCAGCCCACAUAGACGACGCUCUUCGAACAGUUCAUCCCGAAGUAGCAGCACAAGCAAUAGUAGUACAAAUGAUUUUAUUCCUUUAAAUUCUUCAAACACUAAAAACAACACAAAACAAAAGAAUCGGGGUAAAGUUACGGAUAGGUUAUCAUUAGGGGGUGUAAACAAAGGCGGUGUAAAUAAACAACAAACAAAAAUGAGUCGUAAACAAAUGAAAGCGUUAAAAAAAUCAUCGUUUUAUACAGAAUUUAGCCAAAUCGGUGGAGAUGUAGAGGGAAAUACGGAAAAAUUACAACAAAGGGCAGCACGAUUUAGUAGUGGUAGUAAUAAACAAGUAACUAGUAUAGCUUCUUCAAUAGUGCCAAAUAGUAAUAAUCUUAGGAAAAAACGUUUAAAUAUGAGCUCGAAAAUUGGAGGCGGUAGUAAUGACGAAUGUGGUAGUGAUUUUGAAUGGACUGAUAUGCAUAUUGUGGGUAUAUGCCAAGAUUUAGAAAAAUCAUUUCUACGUUUAACGAAAGCACCAUCAGCGGCUGAUGUUCGACCUGUCGAUGUUCUUAGGUUAUCGUUAAAAAAUGUCAAAGAGAAAUGGGUUGAUAAACAGGAUUAUUUUUAUGCGUGCGAUCAACUGAAAUCUAUUCGACAAGAUUUAACUGUUCAAGGUAUAAGAGAUUCAUUUACAGUAGAAGUAUAUGAAACACAUGCACGAAUAGCUUUAGAAAAAGGUGACCAUGAAGAGUUUAAUCAAUGUCAAACCCAACUUAAAAUGUUAUAUUCAGAAAUUGGUGGUAAAAAUAAAAUGGAAUUCGUUGCAUAUCGCAUUUUAUAUUAUAUUUUUACAAAAAAUACCUUAGAUAUAAUGACAAUUUUACAAUCAUUAACAACAGAAGAUAAAGAAGACGAAUGUGUGAAGCAUGCAUUAGCUGUAAGAUCUGCAUGGAGUUUAAAAAAUUUUCAUAAAUUCUUUAAACUUUACAGUUCGUCACCUUUAAUGACCGCAUAUUUAAUUGAUUGGUUCAUUGAUCGUGAACGAAAAGAUUUUUUGAAAUAUAUAAUUAAAGCUUAUCGACAAACAUUACCGAUCUCGUUGGUUACAAAAGAAAUGGCGUUUGCAACACCUGAGAAGUGUUUAGAAUUCGUAUCGCAGUUCGAUUUGACGUUCACGGAUACCUCAAGGAGUCAAAUUGAUUGUAAAACAAGCAUGGCUGUUAUUUCCAACUUUUGAAAUUAGAUUUUUUUUGAUCUGUGAAAAGAUCUUAAGAAUUGCCUGUCUUCUUCUCAUAAAAAUUUAUCCAAAGGGGAUCAAAAAAUUGUCUUCAAAAUUUUAAUUAUUUUUCUCUUCCAAUAUUCAAAUGGAAAAUUCUUUUAAAUAAAAAAUGUGAGUGAUUUUAAAAAGACUUGAACAUUUGGUGUGUUAAUAGAGACUGUGAAAUAAAAUCAACGGAAAAGUUUUCCCAACCGAAAUCUAAUUUUAGGGCGGCUGUUACUUUGUUUUAAAAUAGUUGUUUUUUUUUUGACGAGUAUGUCAUUAAACAUUUUUUCCUGAUUUGCAUCUAAUAAUUCCUAAUAUUAUUUUUGGAUUGAAGAAUUUCCAUUUUCUUGAAAAUGCCUUUUCGUUUUAUUUUUGAAUCCCGUAAUCGUGGAAGUAACCUGGCGAAAGAAGAAAGAAAAAUCGUAUUGUGUGUGAAUGAUAAAUCGAUAAAUAGACUUUUAUUAAAAGUGAAAAAUUCAUUAAUUAUUAUUUGAAAAUUAAUAUAAUUUUUAAAUUUAAAGAAAAUAGGUCUCAAUUUUUGAUAUAUCGUGAUAUCAACGUAACAUCUCAAACAUAAUUUUAUAAGAUAUAUUUAUAAAAAAUAAGUAAUUAUUGC